AUUAGAUGUAAGGUUUAAUUACAAAAUUUAUAUAGUUAAAGGUCCAUCUUACAAAACAAUAGAUAGUUCGAGGGUCUUCUCGCGUAUUUCUUGAAAGUAAAAACCACUAUACGAUCGUCGUCGUCGUCGUCGUCUAACAAUAACCCUAAAAUCAAAAAGAGAAGAAGCAGACCAAAAUCGAAACGCUUUCUUUCUCACUUCGCCGCACUACUCUCUUCGUAAUGGCGAGCAACAACCCUUCGCAGCUUCUUCCAUCAGAGCUAAUCGACAGGUGCAUAGGGUCGAAGAUAAGGGUGAUAAUGAAAGGAGACAAGGAGCUCGUAGGUGUUCUUAAAGGCUUCGACGUUUACGUUAACAUGGUCCUUGAAGAUGUCACCGAGUAUGAGAUUACAGCUGAAGGAAGUCGUGUCACAAAGCUUGAUCAGAUUCUCCUCAACGGCAACAACAUCGCCAUUUUGGUGCCUGGUGGAGCUCCAGAAGACGUAGAGUGAGAGGAUUGAUUAGUAUGUUAAAGACUUGUGUGAGGAGGAAAGAUGUAACUUUGGUUUUUAGCAUUUGACUCUUUGUUCACACACAAGUACUAGUUGAUACAUUUUAAAUUCAGAAUUACAAAUUGUUGUGAAAGAGCUUAAGCUUCACACUUUUUUAUUUGACUUAAUGCUUUCAUUGCUUCUCCUUA
Molecule: messenger RNA, 679 nt
Organism: Brassica rapa (field mustard)
Lineage: Eukaryota; Viridiplantae; Streptophyta; Magnoliopsida; Brassicales; Brassicaceae
Product: sm-like protein LSM5
Biological process (GO): mRNA splicing, via spliceosome
Cellular component (GO): Lsm1-7-Pat1 complex; U6 snRNP; U4/U6 x U5 tri-snRNP complex
Molecular function (GO): RNA binding
Source: RefSeq, a predicted model, not a curated record